GCUGCUGUAACAUCCCUCUUAACAUAUUCGUUUCAUGAUAAUCAGACCAAGACACAGAUAGACUACAUCUACGAAUACAUUCCCCUGCAAGGCUUCACUCAGCAUGGUGUAAAAGAAUGAAUGUACCUCCCUACUUUGACACGUACCACUCCAUACAAUAGAAGCAGACGCAACACGAGGGAGAAGCUAAUGGACCAUUUGAAAAGUCCGCAAAUCACUAUGGGCACGAUUUUGACCUCGACGAAUCAUGGGAUUGACAGACAAGGCUUCGAAUGUGCCGAUACGUUACAGAUCCCUGUGGUUAGUUUCAUAGUAGAAGUUGAGCAAGACUGGCGAAGAUCAUCUUCUUCUGCACAAUCGGUGGACAGUGGACAGUCUACAAGGACAAGCCUAGACAAUUGACUGGUGUAUGCUCAAAGCGAACCCAACUACCUCGGACUCUGGCAGGCGAUGGGAUUAGAACGAGCAGGCGAGUAUCGCUCUAGGUCCCAAAGCUAAAAUUUGUGGGAUAGAACGGUGCGAAAAGCAUCCAUCCACAAGGGUAUGUUGGAG
This is a messenger RNA of Aspergillus ibericus CBS 121593, 552 nucleotides long. RefSeq lists its product as uncharacterized. The transcript has a single exon. The coding region runs from base 121 to 402 and encodes 93 amino acids. Lineage: Eukaryota; Fungi; Ascomycota; Eurotiomycetes; Eurotiales; Aspergillaceae. The record is from RefSeq and is a predicted model, not a curated record.